AUGUCUGUUGCAUCUUUGCACCGCGAUACCGCCUUCCAGGCCCGGUCUUUGUUCGCCAACUACAACUUCCGUGAAUAUGCCCUUCGCAAGACGAGAGACUCCUUCCGUGAGCAUCAAAAUGAGUCGGAGGAGCGUCGGAUACAGGAGUUGAUCCAGGCUGGACUUCAGGAUCUGCGUCUGUUGAAGAGGCAAACCGUCAUCAGCCAAUUCUACCAACUCGACAAGUUGGUGGUGGAGGGUCAGAAGAGCGGAAAGGAGACAGGCGACCGUGGUAACAUCGUUCGCCAGAAGGACACCGGUCUGGUGUCUUUGGGUGGAAAGGACCACAGGGUUGCUCACCAUGCCAUCGACUGUACGUCUCACCUUGCGCCUGCAAUUCGCGCGCCUUAUCCCAGUCUCGACCCGCUACCCCGGUUCAGGUCCUCGCGCUCGGGGCGACACCUUGACGGCCCUAACCGCACCCGAACGGGCCAGAUCGACCACGACGUCUUCGAAGGUUUGCCUGUCCGCCGCUGGUCGAAACAACCACACACCUACUCCCAAGCACCCAAGGCCGUCGAUGACUCGGACUUCGGUGUCCAAGGCCCCGGGGGCCCAGUUCUCCCGGAGCUGCCAAUGCCGCGCGACAGCGACCUCUUGCCUGCGGUGAGCAAAGCAUUGUUGCGCGCUGCUCGUGCAGGAUGUAUCUAUAUUCGCCAGAACACUACAGCCGCCGAAAAGCAGGAAAAUGACCAGAAUAAAACCGACGACCAAAACACGGGCGCUGUCCAGAUGGACCGCAGUUUCACCAGUCGCAAGUGGCUAACUCUUCCCAAGCACAUGGAGCCGCCGGAGGUGGAGUUCCUUGCUAAGAGACGUCCUGGAUUGUUGUCGCUCUAUGGCGGUGCUUCGGUCGACGGAAGCUCGGGAUCUCUGCCUAUGAGAAGAACCAAGUUUAAGAAGAUCGACCCGGAGACUGGCAAUAUCUCUAUCUAUGAGGCAUGGGUGCCCAAGGGGCAUCGCAUUGAGGGAGAGGUUACUGGGGAUGUUCAAACUCUUGCAGAGCAGAGUUCUGUUCCCGUGAAGCCCGAGACACCUGCUCCCGGGACCGUCGUGGAGGGCGUUGGGAUUGUAAAUUCGGAGGGUGUCGUUGUUGCAGAGGCUGGUUCAGCUGCUGUGAUGGAACCCCCGAAGCGACGACCGCCUCCCCCCAAGCGAAAGGGCAAAGGAAUUGGUAAAGGUCGCAAGAAGAAGGUUAUGUUUGCUCCCGGAGAAGGUGCCGAUGCGUCUACAGUGCACAGUGUUGCUUCUGGCGCUGAGGGUGGUACUCCUGCUUCAGGAGAAGGUCAGGACUCCCAGAUGUCGGUUGACCAGUCUGGUCAAGACGAUGAUGAUGAGGAUGGCGAAGAUGGUGACGAAAGCGACGAGGGAGACGAGUCCAUGUUGGACGCGAAGUCUCCCGAGACUCCUGGUGGUCAAUCUGUGACCGAAUCUACCCCCCAACCUUCCGCCGAUACCCCAGCGGAAUCACAAGACGUCGAUAUGACAGAGGCGGCUCCUGAAGCGCCCCACCGGCAGCUGCUACAGAAACCCCCCCGGACUGAUGCGGAUGCCCCUACCUCUGCCUCUGAGACACCGGGACUGCCUACGCAAGAGAGUGAAAAGCCCACUGCUGAACAGUCUGUCUCAGCCACAACAGAGUCUACCGGCGAUGUAGCGCCAAAAGAAGAAAUUGAAGCUCCUGGGCAGGUUUCGGUUCCUGCUACAGACAGCGCGGCGGAGCCUUUAGCAAGUGUGACUCCCGCUCAACAGGCCUCUCAACCGGCAACCAGUGAAGUCAAGGUUGAGGCCCAAAACGAGGGCCCUGAUGAGACUACCUUGGCUCCUCCAUCUGUCGAUCCCGAGAAUCCCGUCAAUGAAACAUUAGAGCCCACAAAAGAGGAAGGGCCUUUGCACGCGACAAAAGCAUCUGAAGAAACAAUGGAAACUAAGCCCACUGACAAUGAGUCGGCCCAGCCCGAGGUACAGGCGCAAGAAACCUCAAGUGCGUCGGCUCCGGUGGCAGCCGAAGGCCUGGGCGCAGGUCCUGAGGCGGACUCUGUCGUCUCUGAAGCUCAACGAGAUGUGGAAAUGGAUGAUGCACCACACUCCGAGCCGGUCACAGCUCAUGAUCCCGACUUAACAUCUGAACCUCAGUCUACCGCGACUGACCCUAUUAAAUCUGCUCCGGAGCCCGUUCUCGGCACCGAAGAUGCAGCCCCUACUGAGACCGAGCCAGAGACGACAGCGCCCCCAGUCGAGCAGGAAGCAUCUCCCGUCCCUGAACCCACACAAGCAGAGUCUGCACCAGAGGAGAAUCAGGAUGAGCCCGAGGCUCCUCUCGCAGAACCCGCAUAA
Messenger RNA from Penicillium maclennaniae, 2376 nucleotides. RefSeq lists its product as uncharacterized. The transcript is spliced from 7 exons. Gene Ontology annotation, cellular component: L-cysteine desulfurase complex; mitochondrion. Bases 1 to 2376 code for a protein of 791 amino acids. The record is from RefSeq and is a predicted model, not a curated record. Lineage: Eukaryota; Fungi; Ascomycota; Eurotiomycetes; Eurotiales; Aspergillaceae. Gene Ontology annotation, biological process: iron-sulfur cluster assembly.